Molecule: messenger RNA, 1116 nt
Organism: Peronospora farinosa
Lineage: Eukaryota; Oomycota; Peronosporomycetes; Peronosporales; Peronosporaceae
Source: the annotation of a GenBank genome assembly
AUGUGCCACGGAUUGGGCGGUACCCCACACUCCGGUCAUGCGCUUAAUGAGAAGACUCACACCGAACGUCGUCUGAAGGAACUUGAGAGCAACCAGGUCGUCACACUGGAGAAUUACUUGGGUCAUUCAAUGGAGACGACCCUGGCCAAGUUAUUGACUGUAGGUUUAGUCUCGAUAAAACCGUGGCCCGGCUCGCACUGGGCGACCUAUAAGGACAGCAUUAACGCUCAGUUGUACCAGGGUGAGCCCCCUACUUCAGCAAAGUACGCCCUUGCGUUUGGCUUUGACGUGAAGGACUUCAUGGACAAGAUUUCCAAGGACGUGGGUAUCGACGUACACAGGCCAGACAAAACAAAAUGUGAGAUUGAUACGGACUGCAAAUUUUUCAAUGACGAUAGAGUUUGCGCUAUUCGUACCGGCCAUCAUUCCGGUUAUUGGAUCCCGACGUGGUGGGGCAUAUGCCACGCUUGGUCGUCUGCAGCGAUUCUCGAGCAAGAACCGAAGUGCCCCGUGACGUACAAUAACAUAACAUUUUCUCCGUUGGAAUUAAAGGGACUGCUGUUAUAUAUAUACAAUGAUCGGACGCUUUCUACUGUCUCCGCUGGUGUUCGUUUUAAUGGUGAUGACGAUACCGAUGUCAAGGACGAGUAUGGCAGUUCCGAAAGUUUUGCUUUUCGAGACAUGAACCCUGGUCUCGUCCACAUCGUCCUUGCCAACAUCGUGGGAAAGUUGGGCAAAUCAGUCAUAAUGGACGUCACGGCUGGCAGUCGGGUGCACAACCAGCCCUACCCAUGGAACGCAAAUGUCAAGAGCAUCGUAUACAUGAAGACUCGUCUAACGUGGGUCGCUGAGACAUCUGAUGAAGGUCCUCUGCUGUCCAAAGGUAAGGCUGACAUAUACACGGAGGGUUAUGUCCUCAUCUACCUGUUGGAGAUGGAUGGCGCUGGCAAGAUCAUUGGUGGUGAGUGGUUGUUCGAUUCGAAAAACCCGCACCCAGAUUUCAUGUAUAUCCCCACCAGUAAGCUUCCCGCUGACUUGGUACGUCCCAAAGGGAUGAGACACGCGGAUGUGAGUAUGCUUCUGGAGAAGUCAGUGGCAUGCUCUGAUACACAGUAG